UUUCAGAUUUGGUCCAAAACGCCAUAUUGUUGUGGUAAGUCGCCAGGUUUCCGACCUGGCUGCUGCAAUCACCUCCAAUGAUGUUUACCUUUUGAAUUGCUCCACUCGUCUCAAGUUGUCAACUGUCAAGUGUCGGUCUGCAAAGCCAUCGAAGCACCAUAACGGAUGUGAUCCCAAAAAAAAGAAGAAGAAGAGGGCGGGUCCGAUGCAGUUUGCACUCCCCCUGCACUAGACUAAACGUUUGAAUGAAUUGGAAAACAAUGUGAUGACUUUUGAGUGCAGUGCAAGUUGCGGGCGGCAUCAUGGCUGAACAUUUCCACAUCAACACGCCCUUGCUUGAGAGUGCUGCAAUGUCCAAACAUGUGGGAACCACGGUGUAUCUGAAAAUGGAGAAUUGCCAGCCCUCUGGUUCUUUCAAGAUUCGUGGCAUUGGCUACUUGUGCCAACAGGUAUACUACACACCUUGCAUCUAUUUGGGAAUUUCCCUCUCAUCUUGCUCCCCCCCUCUGCAGCUCAAGUCACAGUCCAAAGGAUUUGUCUGCUCCUCAGGUGGAAAUGCCGGGAUGGCGGCUGCCUACGCCACGCGAAAAAUGGGUGUGCCGGCCACCGUCCUAAUUCCCUCAUCGACGCCUCGUUUUGUUGUCCGGAGACUGGAGGAUCAAGGUGCUCUUGUCAAGAUUGUGGGCAAGGUUUGGGAUGAUGCAAACGCCGAGGCUCUCCGACUAGUGGAAACGGAGGGCUUCUCCUACGUGCCUCCCUUUGAUCAUCCCUUGAUAUGGAAGGGCCAUUCUAGUCUGAUGGUAGAGGCCGCAGCCACCUUGGGUCCAAAUGUCAAGCCUGGAGCGGUGCUGCUAUCAGUGGGCGGAGGGGGGCUCCUCUGUGGGGUGGUCCAGGGCCUGAAGGAUGUAGGCUGGAUGGACGUGCCCAUCAUCGCCAUGGAAACGCUCGGCGCAGAUUGUUUGAACGCAUCACUGAAGGCCGGAAGGAUGGUUACCUUGGAUGACAUCACCAGCGAAGCGAAAAGUCUCGGUGCAAAGAGAGUUUGUGCAAAAGCCUUCGAAUACAGUCGGAGCCAAGAGGUCACUAUCAUUUCUGAAGUGGUGACUGACCAGCAGGCUCUUCAUGCCAUGGAGACAUUCCUGGAUGACGAGCGUGUCCUGGUGGAAAUGGCCUGUGGCGCCACACUGGCAGCAGUCUACAGCCGAGUUGUGCACCGAUUACAGGCUGAAGGUCGUCUACCGGCUCUCUUGCGCCCCCUGCUGGUAAUAGUGUGUGGCGGCUGCAACGUCAAUGCGGAGCAACUAUCUCAACUGAAAGAAAAGUUGCAGAAAAAGUCAAUAUUCUGUGUGCAUCAGAAAAAUGCAGAACAGUGAUUGUUUUCCCCUAAAAAUGUACCUUUUAAAAUGCUUUGAUGACAUUUUCUUUCAAAGGCAAUUUAAUGAGAGCUGUAGGAAAGAUGAUACAAUAUUUGACUACUAUAUCACCGAAACAAACGUCGAUUUGGGGACAACGGAAUGGGGUCCAAUAAAAGUUCGAUUAUCAUGGUUGCCCGCUA
Molecule: messenger RNA, 1555 nt
Organism: Syngnathus acus (greater pipefish)
Lineage: Eukaryota; Metazoa; Chordata; Actinopteri; Syngnathiformes; Syngnathidae
Gene: sdsl
Product: serine dehydratase-like
Exons: 7
Coding region: 303-1373 (356 amino acids)
Biological process (GO): L-serine catabolic process; L-threonine catabolic process
Molecular function (GO): L-serine ammonia-lyase activity; pyridoxal phosphate binding; threonine deaminase activity
Source: RefSeq, a predicted model, not a curated record